Molecule: messenger RNA, 594 nt
Organism: Scutellospora calospora
Lineage: Eukaryota; Fungi; Glomeromycota; Glomeromycetes; Diversisporales; Gigasporaceae
Source: the annotation of a GenBank genome assembly
AUGCCAACCUCCCCGGAAGAAAACGCCUGUGACUCUCCAUAUUCUUCGGUAUCGGAUGACUUUACGAUGAACAAUAUAUAUUUUUCUUCAAACGAAAUAUCUCAAGAUAACCCUUCAACUUUACUGGAUCCAAAAUUAGAAGUAGUUGACUCGAAUACCCCUUUGUUUUUCAUAACUUUAACUCCACAACAAACUCCAACUCGAGAGUUACAAUCCCCGGUCACUCAAAACGAUCCACAAGCAGAUCGACAAUGUCAAGCGCAGGAUAUCAGUGAUAAAGGACUUCAAAUACGUGUUCUCGGAGUUCCACAGACUGGUGCAAAAUCUCGUGUAGAAACACAAAUAAAAUUAUGCUUACAACUCGUAACUGAUAAAGGAGAAAAGGUUCCAUUAUGGUCACAUCUAAGAUUACCCGAAUACAUGGUUGCUAAAGAAAAACUUAAGACAAAAAAUGCAAGAAAUCCACAGGAUAGCGCAAUGAAUAUUUCAGAAAAAGGUGUUUUAAAUUUAGAGGCUACAGUUGUAUGUGCAAGUGAAAUGCCAAAAAAAGUUCUUACAUGCCUUGGCUGUGUUCAACGUUUAUAUAAAAUUUAA